CACUGUGCGUCUGCCUAUCCAUCCUUCGCAACAUGUGAUGACAACACGGGUAGGCAUUAUUUUUGACAGUUAACUUCUUGCUUGUGCGAAUCCAUAAAACACUAAAUGAGUCGCAUUUGAGCUAAAGUGUAACUUAUUAAAUCCACAUUUCGCCUCUUUGAGUGGAUAACAGCCUGUUAGCGUUAAGUCAGGUUGGCUAGCGUCACUGGAACGGUCACUGUUGGGUUGUCUCACUAGCUUGUAGCCCGCUAACAGCAUGGACAACACCGAGGGAAACGAGAUCGAGCUCCACGGAGACGAGGAAAUCAUCGAAGUCAUCGACCUAAACGAGACGGAGCCUGGCCCUGAUGAUUUGGCUGAAGACCUGGAAGAUGUCGACUUUGACGAUGCCGGAGACGCAGAUUUUGAAGACGAAGAAGGCUGGGAGAUGGAGGACGAGAUGGAGGCUGAGGCGGAGCAGGACGACAGCGAGCUCACCUUCUCCAAACACACGGGCUCAGUGUUCUGCGUGAGCUUGGACCCUACGACAAACAGCUUGGCCGUGACAGGAGGGGAGGACGACAAGGCUUACGUUUGGAGGGUGAGCGACGGAGAGGUUCUGUUGGAGUGCACAGGUCACAAAGACUCUGUUACGUGUGCCGUGUUCAGCCACGACUCGUCGCUGGUGGCUACGGGAGACAUGAGCGGUGCGAUCAAAGUUUGGAAAUUGGAAGCCAAAGAGGAGAUCUGGUCUUUCGAAGUGGCAGAUCUGGAGUGGAUGGAGUGGCAUCCCUGCGCUCCGGUGCUGCUAGCGGGAACAGUAGAUGGCAGCGUGUGGAUGUGGAAGAUCCCUGGAGGAGACUGUAAAACCUUCCAGAGUCCGGCUUGCCAGGCUAGCAGCGGCAAAGUCCUACCUGAUGGUAAACGGGCUGUGGUGGGUUAUGGGGACGGGACAGUGCGUGUGUGGGAUUUGAAGCAGGGCAAUGCCAUCCAUGUCAUUAAAGGUCAGGACGGACACCAGGGAUCUUUGACCUGCCUGGCGUGCAACAAGGACGGCUCUCUGGUGCUGACAGGUUCAGUGGACGGCAUCGCCAAGCUCAUCAACACCGCCACGGGCAAGGUGGUUGGAUCAUUCUCUGUGGAGGGCAAAGCAAAAGGAUCAAAAGACGAGGAGAACUCCGUGGAAUCUGUGGGAUUCUGUAACAUGCUGGCAUCGUUCACCUGCAGUGGGAGGAGUCCUCUUCUGUGGUGUCCACCUGCAGCUUGGACGGAGCCCUGCGCCUGUGGGACGCCCGCUCUGGCAACAUGGUGUCCAAGUACCGCGGCCACACCGGGGAAAUCCUCGACUUCACCACAAACAGGGAAGCUUCUCUCGUGGUCACUGCCUCAGGGGACAACCAGGCCAAAGUCUUCUGCCUCCAGAGACCGGACCGGUAAAGAGAGCUGGAACGAGACAAUAAGAGGAGGAAAUAUUUUAGAAGAAAUAUUAAAGACAUUGGAUGGCUCAGACUUUUUGUUGUUUCGACUCAGGAUUAAAAAAAUUUAAAAAGUAUCUUGUGUGGUCUUAGUAGGAUUGUAGCAUCCAAAAGGUUUAUCCAUCCAAAGUAACUGAGUGGAAAAAGGUCUGGUUUCUUCACAGAAGUUUGAAGUAUGAUUCUUUAAAACUAAUUAUUUUAUCCUACUUAAAAUAUUUCUGUAAAAGACUACACAACGUGGAAUUCAAUGAGUGAUACAUUAAAGUGUCCUCUCUUUGACGUCCCACUUAAUGUUCUGUGCUCAAAAAUCUUUUAGAGAUAAAGUUUCCUUUGUUCUUCAUGACAAUUUUUUCCCCCCAUAUUUGGAUUUUUAGUUUGCUAAAUGUCAGGACUACAUUUCUCAAAGUCCAAGUUUUUCCUCUCUUCUUCUUCCCAGACCUCGUGUGUGUGGUCUUCCAGCUCUAACACACAUUGUUCAAUUUAGAAUAAUGUCAUAAAAUGUUGUUGUACUGUAUACAAAAGUGUAAAUACAAAAUAAUAAAUAACGUACCUCCUUCUGGGUAACUAUUAA
Messenger RNA from Scophthalmus maximus (turbot), 2025 nucleotides. RefSeq names its product angio-associated, migratory cell protein (gene aamp). Lineage: Eukaryota; Metazoa; Chordata; Actinopteri; Pleuronectiformes; Scophthalmidae. The transcript has 10 exons. Bases 257 to 1525 code for a protein of 422 amino acids. Gene Ontology annotation, molecular function: protein binding. The record is from RefSeq and is a predicted model, not a curated record. Gene Ontology annotation, cellular component: cytosol.